Fomitiporia mediterranea MF3/22 is the source of this 1751-nucleotide messenger RNA. RefSeq lists its product as uncharacterized. Gene Ontology annotation, cellular component: RNA polymerase II transcription regulator complex. Lineage: Eukaryota; Fungi; Basidiomycota; Agaricomycetes; Hymenochaetales; Hymenochaetaceae. The coding region runs from base 42 to 1421 and encodes 459 amino acids. The record is from RefSeq and is a predicted model, not a curated record. Gene Ontology annotation, biological process: positive regulation of transcription by RNA polymerase II. Gene Ontology annotation, molecular function: protein dimerization activity; DNA-binding transcription factor activity. The transcript is spliced from 3 exons.
GAACGAGCAAUAGCCAGCAUAGUAAUUAUUCAAGGGACGAGAUGGAUAUGGAUUCUAGUGGGAAUCGUAGAGAUGCGAUGCCUAACGAAGAUCAAAGAUUACCUCCUCAUUUCGACUACAAUAUGCGUCGUCAUUCUGUCCCAGGAGGGACUCAACUAGGAAUGGGACAUCCACGUGGCGGUGUAGCCUCUCCCUCACAGACUGGUGCGAAGCGAAAGAUGUCUAUCGAUAGAGCCCAGUUGCCGGUAGUCGGCGAAGAAACCGAUCCAAAACUUGCUGGUCCAGGCAUCCAUAGUGGUGCAGAAGUCGAUCCAGAUGAACCCGCACCUAAACGACGGAACUCUGCUUUUGAUACACAAAGAAUAGCUCAGAUGAGCCUGUAUGAUCGCAGAGACUCGCUAGAUUCACGUAUGAGUAGUACUGGAACGCCUACAUCCGCGUGGUGGUCUAACGACAGACGAGACUCGACUUCAUCGAUGUUCUCUGGGACAUCUAUGGGCAGUAGCCCGAGUUUCAACUCGCCGGGCUUCGCCGGCGAUAUGCAUGGUAGGCAACCCAGCAGCAUGUCUGCUUUCGCGUGGCCUUCGAACUCGAACGCGGGUUCUAACGACGCAUCCGCACCUCAAGGCGUGCAAGUAGCAUCUCCCUUGGAUCCCAACCUUAACAGACAGUUCGAAGCCCCAGUUCCACCUCACUCCGUUGUCCCCUCCAACAACAACAUGCCAGCUGAACGACGAAUGUCCGCCCCAGACACUAUGACUUUGAACUCAUCGGGCCGAUCUGACCGUGCACGUCUCUCCCGCUCGCGCCCUCCGUCCCGCACCGCUGGUGCCGCUUCUCGAACAGCUGAUGCUACUCCCACAAGCCCUGGAGUCUCUCCUACAAGUGGCAGACCUGAAGAGUCACCAAUCUCUGCUGGUUCCGCAUCGCAGAACCAUGCAUCAUCCGGCAAGGAGUCUAAUCACCCCACACCGUAUUCUCGCUCGCCAGAGCUCCGAGUAUCUCACAAGCUUGCCGAGAGGAAGCGGAGGAAGGAGAUGCGAGAUCUCUUCGACGAAUUGCGAGACCAACUACCAGCUGACCGCGGCAUGAAAGCCAGCAAAUGGGAGAUUCUGAGCAAAGCAAUUGACUAUAUUCAGCAACUGAAGCAGUCGCAGAACGACAUGAGCCGAGAAAUUGACCUGCUACGACACGAAAUGGAGACGGUGCGCCAUGGAGUGCCAUACGGGCAUCACCCAGCGGCCCCACACCCGGUCAUGUAUCCGCCACCUGGCACCCACUAUGGACCACCUGCCCCUCAACCCCCGCCUCCACAUCCCCUACCGCCACAACAGCCGUUAUCUCGUCCAGGGUCUUCACACAAUUCCUACAAUCCGGCCGCAGGGACGACGCCCGCGACAAAUGGGAAAGCACAGUCAUAAGCGCGUACAAUGCAGCGACGUUGACGUCGCUUCACUCAUUUCUCGCUUCCUUGCAUGUUGUCGAGUUACUGUUGUUUUUACGUGUUGAUGCUUUUUUUCCUUCUUGUUUUCGGUCUCUUUAUUUUUUCAUUUCUCAGGCUAAGUGUCGUCGCUUCUGGGUUGGUGUAUAUUUGUCCUUGCGGAGGGAACAGGUUCCUUGCGUGGAAGAGCGUUAACGUAUUUAACAAGACACGGACCGUCUUUAUAGCCCUAACAAUUACUAUCGCUAUUUUCUUCAGCCCUGCUGUGACUAGACUACUUCGCAGAGUAUCCAAGUAUUCGAUGUUGUAC